Molecule: messenger RNA, 2423 nt
Organism: Psammomys obesus (fat sand rat)
Lineage: Eukaryota; Metazoa; Chordata; Mammalia; Rodentia; Muridae
Gene: Eri2
Product: ERI1 exoribonuclease family member 2
Exons: 9
Coding region: 30-2069 (679 amino acids)
Biological process (GO): exonucleolytic trimming to generate mature 3'-end of 5.8S rRNA from tricistronic rRNA transcript (SSU-rRNA, 5.8S rRNA, LSU-rRNA)
Molecular function (GO): zinc ion binding; nucleic acid binding; 3'-5'-RNA exonuclease activity
Source: RefSeq, a predicted model, not a curated record
CCGAGGGAGCGAGCGAGCGAGCGUCGGCAAUGGCUACCAAGAGCCUGGCGCGGCGGCUUGGAUUAAUUAGGAGAAAGUCAGUUACACCAGCAAGUGGGAAUCCAGGGAGAAGCAGAAUCAAACAGUUGUAUGACUACUUAAUUGUCGUUGAUUUUGAGUCCACGUGCUGGAAUGAUGGAAGGCACCACAAUAGCCCUGAAAUAAUUGAAUUUCCAGCAAUUUUGUUGAAUACAGCAACUGGAAAGAUUGAAUCUGAAUUUCAUGCUUAUGUUCAGCCUCAAGAACAUCCAAUUCUUUCUGAAUUUUGCACAGAACUGACAGGGAUAAAACAGGUUCAAGUUGAUGAAGGGGUUCCCCUGAAGAUUUGCUUAUCUCAGUUCUGUAAAUGGAUUCAUCAGAUUCAGCAGCAGAAGAAAAUCGGUUUUGCUACUGGGGAUUCUGAGCCUUCCACUUCUGAAGUAAAGCUGUGCGCUUUUGUUACUUGGUCAGACUGGGACUUGGGCGUUUGCCUGGAGUAUGAGUGUAGAAGAAAGCAGCUGUUAAAACCUGUGUGCUUAAAUGCUUGGAUUGAUCUCAGAGCGACUUACAAGCUUUUUUAUAAGAGGAAACCCAAAGGACUGAGUGGUGCCUUGCAGGAAGUGGGAAUAGAAUUUUCAGGACGAGAACAUUCUGGCUUAGAUGAUUCUCGGAACACUGCUCUUCUUGCUUGGAAAAUGAUCAGGGAUGGUUGCCUAAUGAAAAUUACCAGGUCCUUGAAUAAGGUUCUCACUAAGAAGAAUCCCAAGAUUUUGGCCAAAAAUUUGGUUACAGAUCAAGUUGAAGAAGCAUCUGCCUGCAACAUUAGCAUCCAGGGUCCCAGCAUAUAUCAGAAGGAGCCCGAAAGUACAGUAAAAACUCAGGAAAAUGCUCAAAUGGAUUCAUUUUAUGUGAAUUCUUCUAUAAAGGACCAGUUACAACUAAAGAGCAACAUGAAAGCAGAUAUUAACAAUAUCAAACAUUGCUCUUCUCUUUUUACUACUAAGCCCUCAACUUCUGUGGAACAAUUUUGUUCUCCUACCUUGAAGCUAAGAAAAAGUGAUCAGCUUACCUCAAAUGACAGCUUAAAGUCCCCAACACUUAACUCCAACUUGGUACUUGUAUCUACAACCAUUCCAUCUGUUAAUCAUGUUUCAGAUGUAGAGAUGGAUCGCACUUUUGACUGUUUACCUAUGUUGGCUGAGUGGGAAGAUGUAGUUUUAUUGCCAGCAUCUCAGGUUGAGCAAGAUACAGAUUGUAUGCUUCCCAGGAGUGACACAAAUGUAGAUACUUCAUUUGAUUCUGGAGAGAGGUCAGUGGUUUUAAAAGAAUCAGAAAUCCUUAGUUAUGAAAACUUUGCAGACCUUAAGGAGACUCCUCAACACCCUGGAACAUCUAAGUCUAUUGUGUACAAAAGUCCUCACAGCACAGUUUAUGAUGUAAAAGGAGUCAAACAUCCAUCAGAUGCUUCUGCUUUUAAAUUACCCGAAUGCAAACCAUUUCCCUUCAACAGUGUCAGUGCCAACGCGUCACAUCCUUCAGUUUUAAGGACACAGCCUCUUCUUUUAGGUGGUACUAAAAGGAAUUCCUCUAGUUCCCUAGCUUUCCCACGAGCGAAAAAGCAGACCUUCGCUAUUCAUGAAGACAAGUUGACAUCAUCUACUUGCUCUGCAGGAACUUCUUCCCGUAAAGUUCCUCUCUCCAUAUUAGCAUCCACAGUGAAUCUACAAGAGCCUUGGAAGACUGGAAAGAUGACACCCCCCUUAUGCAAGUGUGGCAGAAGGUCUAAGCGGCUUAUUGUUUCAAAUAAUGGGCCAAAUCAUGGGAAAGCCUUCUACUGUUGCCCUGUUGGGAAAUACCGAGAAGACAGAAAAUGCUGUGGGUAUUUUAAGUGGGAACAAGCACUUCAAAAGGAAAGAGCCAAUAGCAAAUCUCUGUCUCAUUCCUCAGAGGGACUCACUUUCAGCUCUCCAGAAACAAGCCGUAUUCCUGACAGAAAUUUAAGUUUUCCUAUUAAAAAUUCUUUACGACUCAGACCUUCAAUGAGAAAUUGAUAAACCCUCUUCUAAACUGUCUUUUAGUUCAGCAUAAGCCUUCUAUGACAUUUGUGCUGGACUGAGAACAGUAUUGAGUCAAAUUACACAGUCUCAGAAUGCCUGAGUACUCCAGCUCCACUGAGCAGUUCACACAGAAGGGAAGUGGACUGCAUGACUUGCACUCUAGUCCAGUAGUUGUCUGUCAACUGUCUGUUGUCUGUGCAUGUAGGAAUCCUGGUUCCUUAAAUUCCCAAGCAUGAGUAUUUGGAUAAUUUCACAUAAUUAUAUUUUAUUUAUUAACAUAUGUUGAAUUUAUCAAAAUAUCAUAAAGAACCCCAAGAAAAUAUUUUUAUAAACCAUAUUUGUUAGGUU